Neospora caninum is the source of this 1014-nucleotide messenger RNA. Its product is annotated as putative ubiquitin-conjugating enzyme e2. The record is from RefSeq and is a predicted model, not a curated record. The transcript is spliced from 6 exons. Bases 1 to 1014 code for a protein of 337 amino acids. NCBI's taxonomy places the organism in Eukaryota, Apicomplexa, Conoidasida, Eucoccidiorida, Sarcocystidae.
AUGCAGGGGGUCAGCAAUCCCGGUCGGACCGGGACGAACGCCAAUCUAGGGUACACCGCGACGGCACAGUGCAUAGCACGAAUUUUGCGCGAGUACCGUGAGAUCCAGCGGACACCGUCUCCGCACUGGUGCGCAAACCCUUUGCAGAUUGAGGAGCCCUAUGAAUGGCACUUCACGCUUCGAGGUCCGCAGGAUUCCCAUUUCGAAGGAGGCUUGUACCAUGGUCGCAUCGUCUUGCCCCAAAACUAUCCCUUUGCCCCUCCGAAUCUGGUCAUGCUCACCCAGAACGGCCGGUUUGAAGUCGGAAAAAAGGUCUGUCUGAGCGCCAGCAGCUACCAUCCGGAGCUCUGGCAACCAGCUUGGGGUAUCCGAACGCUCCUAGAUGCCCUCUGCGCCUUCUUCCCGACACCCGCAGGCGGGGCGCUUCAUUCUCUUGACAGGCCCGAGAAGCAGGUGCGCAGGCAAUUAGCACUCGAGUCAGUUAACUGGCUUUGUCCGACAUGUGGCAAGUCGAAUAAGGAACUCGUCGAGGAGGCGUGUGCCGCUCCAACCAGCGCCCCUCCAGACCUUCCAGAGCCACUAAGGCAACAAGCUCAGCUACGUGCUGACCAGGCUUCUCGGGCUUCACCUCCUCUGGCGUCAGACGAGGGUGGCGCCUCGUUCGAGUCUACCCGGCUAGGCGGAAUGCCGGUUCCGGCUGUUCAACAAGAAAGAAGGGUGGAUGCUCCUGGUGUCUCCUUUGUCGGCGGGAAUAUGGAGUCCAACCAGCCUCCAAGAACCUUCACCCCACGUGAGGAUCCUCUGCGCCACCGGAGGCGUCCUCAGAGAGGCCACAGGACGCUGAUGUCGCAGCUUUUACAAACUCCCUGUACAAGGGGAGAGUUCAUCGUGGCAGCAGCUGAUGUGGUGUUGCUUGUACUUGUCCUGGCAUCUGUGGUUUUGCUUGCGGAUUUGUUUGUGAAUCCGCCCAAGAUGACCCUGUAUGAGAGCUCACAGGCUGGGGAAAAAUUCUGA